Molecule: messenger RNA, 2072 nt
Organism: Pungitius pungitius (ninespine stickleback)
Lineage: Eukaryota; Metazoa; Chordata; Actinopteri; Perciformes; Gasterosteidae
Gene: fdft1
Product: farnesyl-diphosphate farnesyltransferase 1
Exons: 7
Coding region: 1-1371 (456 amino acids)
Biological process (GO): farnesyl diphosphate metabolic process; cholesterol biosynthetic process
Cellular component (GO): endoplasmic reticulum membrane
Molecular function (GO): squalene synthase [NAD(P)H] activity
Source: RefSeq, a predicted model, not a curated record
AUGGCCGGAGCUUGCUGCAAGUGUCCCGCCUCGCUCUCCGUGCUCAGGCGCUCCCUCUCGGUCGCGCCGCGGGGCGGCGGGUCUGCUCCUCGGUCCCUGCUCCUGGGCUGGAGGGUGGGCGAGCGGGGCCUGCAGGAGGCCUGCCGACCCUCCAGCGCCUUCCGACCCCCGGGCUACUGCCGACAUAAGAGCCUCCUCUGUGUCUCCUACCAGGGGUCCAUGAGCGAGAGUCUGCGGACCUGCUACCUGUACCUGAACCAGACCAGCCGCAGCUUCGCAGCUGUGAUCCAGGCGCUGGACGGGGAGCUGAGACACGCCGUGUGUAUCUUCUACCUGGUGCUGCGAGCGCUGGACACGGUGGAGGACGACAUGACCAUCCCUCUGGACAAGAAGGUGCCCAUGCUGAACGACUUCCACACCUACCUGUACCAGGACGCGUGGUGCUUCACCGAGAGCCAGGAGAAAGACCGGCAGGUCCUGGCCGAUUUCCCCACGAUAUCACUGGAAUUCAGAAACCUCGCUCAGGAGUACAGAGACGUCAUCUCGGACAUCUGCCACCGUAUGGGAGGUGGGAUGGCCGAGUUCCUGGAGAAGAAAGUGGGAUCCAUGAAGGAGUGGGACUUGUAUUGCCAUUACGUGGCGGGGCUGGUGGGCGUCGGCCUGUCUCAGCUCUUCUCCGCGUCCCAGCUGGAGGACCCCGAGGUGGGCCGUGACACUGAGCUGGCCAACUCCAUGGGCCUGUUCCUCCAGAAGACAAACAUCAUCCGGGACUAUCUGGAGGACACGCAAGUGGCACGUGCCUUUUGGCCACAAGAGGCCUGGAGUCAGUUCGCGGGCCGCCUGGAGGACCUGGCCCAUCCGGAGAAGCUGGAGUCGGCUCUCUCCUGUCUCAACCUGCUGGUCACCGACGCUCUGAGACACGUUCCGGACGUCAUCACCUACCUGUCCCGCCUGCGCAACCAGAGCGUCUUCAACUUCUGUGCCAUUCCGCAGGUGAUGGCGAUAGCGACACUGUCCUCAUGCUACAACAACCCCAUGGUGUUCAAGGGAGUGGUGAAGAUCAGGAAGGGACAAGCCGUCACACUCAUGAUGGAAGCCACCAACAUGAGCGCCGUGCAGACCAUCAUCUCCCAGUACAGCCAGGAGAUUUUACAGAAGGUCUCCCAGGCGGACCCGACGCGGGACAAAACCCUGCACGUCCUGGCCGUGAUCAAAGAGAAGUCGUCCCCGUCCCCGUCCAGCCUGCCCGCCAGGGCCCACAUGUCCCCCAUGUACCUGUCUGCCGCCAUGCUGCUCGCCGCUCUCAGCUGGCAGUACCUCAGCACCACCGCGGCACAGGCUCAGGGCACGGGCGACGUGCACGGACAGUGAAUACCCCCCCCACCACGCCCCUCCUCUGACUGCGUUCCUCUUCAUCACAGCCGUCACAGGACCAUGGACAUGUGUUAAGCACCACAUGAGGAAAAAAUGUGACGACGUUGAAUGUCACAAAGGAGACAAUGCUCCUGAGGGAUGAACAGAUAUCAGCUCCGCUGCUUUCACAACACGGCUAAGAGGCAACAGGAAAUAUGAAACGGAAAAUAUGGACGCUGACCUUUUUUUAGAUUUUUCUAAAAUAUCAUAUUAUUUUGAGAUAUAACACUGUGCAGCCCAUAAAACGGAGGUGUCCCAGAGUGCAGGAGUCUUUAGGUUGAUUGAUACUGAUCUCUACUAGUCCAUGAUGCAUCUCGGUAAAUAAUUGUCAUUGAUGUACGGUUAUAUUCACCAGCACAAAUAGCACUUAUAUUGCAACAAUUUAGUGCGUUUUGCUUUUUCAUGUUGAUGUUGAUUGUGUUAUAUUGUCAAUUUUUUCUUUUGUUGAACUUUCUAAUUGAGGGAAAUGAUUUGUCAUCAUUCAACAUUUCGAAACAAAAGGUUUGAUUCUAUUCACGGUGAAAUGCACCCUACUGCCCGCUUUAAGAAUUUGGUGAACACAUCAAGGUUUUGUUUGUUUUUGGGUGAUAUCUAAGCUACUUAAAUCUAUUGCACUCACAUGAAAGAACAUGCCAUGGAGAGCAUCCUUCAUAUCAACA